Messenger RNA from Pseudopipra pipra, 10777 nucleotides. RefSeq names its product synaptotagmin like 3 (gene SYTL3). Gene Ontology annotation, molecular function: neurexin family protein binding; small GTPase binding. NCBI's taxonomy places the organism in Eukaryota, Metazoa, Chordata, Aves, Passeriformes, Pipridae. Bases 6547 to 8403 code for a protein of 618 amino acids. Gene Ontology annotation, biological process: exocytosis; intracellular protein transport. The record is from RefSeq and is a predicted model, not a curated record. Gene Ontology annotation, cellular component: plasma membrane; exocytic vesicle. The transcript has 16 exons.
CGGGGAGAUGGCGCUCGGGGCUGCUGUGGGACCGCUGUGGCGCUGUCAAGCAUCCCAAAGGCUGGGGCUGAGAGACAGGGAGGUCGCUUGUCACGGCUGUGCUUUUCAUACGGAUAGCUUGCCGUUUGUGUUCAGUGAUGCAAGAGGUCCCUCCCUGGGAUGUCCUUUCCUCUUUCCCUGGGAGAGGAGAUGGGUCUGCACCUUGUUUCUGGAAGCAGACCUUCAAAACGAGGCCUUCGUUUCAGAAAAAUGAAUUCAUAUGAGGACGAGAGUGACAGAGCAGCUUUGGUGGACACUAUGUCCAGCCAAGGUCAACCUACCACAGAAGAAUAUCUGAAUUCCUACAAUUCUAAGCAGAUCACAUUUUUUUAACAGACAGAGUAAGAAUCAGGACAAUGAAAUUAAAGGGCACACUUGUCACAGUUUGUGGAUUCCAUGUGUGUGCAGUGUUUACAGAUUGUCCAAAUUACUGAUGCUACCAGCCUCUUAGAGCUGCUCUAAGCAGUGGAAGAUGCUGUUCAGGCUCAGAAUGGCCUGGAUGAACUGCAGAAAUGGUCUAGAUGAAGGAAGAAAUAACUUACGGGGUGUGAGUGCAAAGGGCAAUAGUGAGGCAGGAAUAACCAGCUCUACAAUUACAGACGGGGCAGGGUCAGCUCACUCAGUAUAUGUUCAUAGACAAUAGAGUAGGGGGUUGUUUAGGUACAGUUUAUCUCAAUUUGUCAUAAGGUCCUGUGGAAAAAAAAAAAAAAGAUGCCAUCCUGGGACAUCUAAACAGACACAUAGCCUGCAGGACGUGGGAAGCAGCAUUCCUGUUACCCUCUCUACAGUAAGGCUGCAGAAGGACUACUGUGUCCAGUUUUGGGCAUUGUAUCAAGAAGGCUGUUGGAGCUACAGCCCUGUUGAUGGGGCCUCAGCUACCCUAAUCAGUUUUGACCUUGUCUCCAACCCUGUGUCAGGCCCUGCCUCCUGUUCCUCCUGAAAAAGGAGCCCCUGACCAGUCACCCCACUUUGGGGCUCUGUGGGCACCCUGCAGGCAGCACCAGCUCUGCCCAUCUUGCAGGGAUACUGUGGGACUGUGGCUGGCUACUGAGCACGCCCUCAGACCCGCUCCAAGCCUUGUGCUGGAAGCAGAGACAGAAAGGCGAGGGCUAUGGAAAGGCUGAAUAAGUGGUGCUUGUUUGAACGAAAGCACAAAAGGCUAUAAUUUGGUUACAUUCUUAGCAUGUAUAAAACACUGUGACAGUUUUCCACAUCCAGGGAUGAGAAGGAAAAAUACAGUGAGUUACAUGUGUGGCAAUUAAGGCUUUGUUGAAACAUUAGGGGAAAGCUGGUGGUAGGGAUAAUAUUCCUCACCCUGGAUUUGGCAUGCUACUGUUAUGUUACUGUGGGUAGCUAGAAUCCUCAGGUUGGUUCUGGUCUUUCAUUCAGUUAAACUUUUUACUGAAGUUAAGGCCCAAAUUAACCAAAUAUGAUGCAUAUAUGCAUAGUUCUAUGCCCCACUAACGGUUGCUUUCCUUCUAUGAUACAGCUGAAGAAGGUGAUUAAACUUGACAAACACAGGUGGGAAUGUUUGAACCCAUUUAACUUCAUGAGAUUAUAAAAAUGCAGGCUCUUAAACUUUGCCAUAUGAAUAGAAUUGCUGUGCUUUGUUUAAUUUUUACUAGAAAUAAGGAAUCUUAAAAUACCUGAAACACUAAGAGUGCUUCUGUGUUGUACAUACAGUUUGUUAGAGCCAAGAACAAGAAAGGAGAUUGUCCUGUAAGAAUAGCCUCUUUUAUUUGCCAGACUUUGAAAUAAUUGGGAUGUAAUUUUGAACUUCAUUACCCACACUUAGUUCUGUAAUACACUGAAUUGGGAUAUCCAAUCCAAAUAAUAUUUUAACUUGCAAUUGUUACCUGAGAUCAGAUUUCCAGCUGUGAGGUAAAAUAACUUUCUUCUUUUUGCAGGUGCAUAAAAAUGAAUUGUUUUGAACUUUUAUCUAUUCUAAUUGCUUUUUUAUAGAGACCUAAAUAGAAAACUACUUUUGUUUCCAGGAAAGAACUGCUUAUGAUACAAAGUUACAAGUUUUCUGUGCAAGUCCUAGAGCCAUUGUGGUUAGAAGCAUUUUCACAUCUAUAGUAUCAGAAAAAGAAACUAUGUAGAACUCAAAGCCACUUCUCUUCCUGUGUAUGGCUUGAAGACUGAGCACAUUUUAUCAGUCAGCUUUUAUAGUCUCAUGUGCUGAGUUUCUUUUUAAUGUUAGAAAAAUUAAUAUCUUCUCCUUGCUUGUUGCUGGUAACAAAACCAGAGACUUGACAAAAGCUUUUGUAACAUUUUAGCUCUUUGCUGAGUGCAUUUACUUUUAGCUGUUUUGGGGAUGCUUCUCUGAACAUACAUCAGUAAUAUCAGAGCCCAAAGGAAGGAAAGGGAGUGGAGAACAGCCACCAUUUUUCUUUAAGAAAAGAUAAUUAAACAAUAAGAGUGCUACUCAUCUUUUAAAAGCAGUUUACUUUCAUGUGUCUUUCUUUGGGGGGUGCUGAAGAGGUAAGAACAUCAUUUUAAUCUAUUCUAUAUGAUAUUGCACAGAGGGAUGCAUUUUUACCUACUUGCAUGAUGUUUUUCAAACUGCAAAGGUAUAACGGAAAAGCCACAACUGGAACUUAAUUGUUUGUGUUGGGUUUUGUUGUUUGUUUUUAUUUUCACUUUUAAGUUCUGGGGUUGGGUGUUAUAUCACAGAUAUAAUUUUGGUAAGGCAUUAUCAAAGGACUUAUAAGUAAUUUGCAUGUGCACAUGCAGGGGGGUGAAAAUUAAACUGUUGCAGCCAUGUAGUACAGAAUAACAUCUGCAAUUUUCUUAACUAAGAAUAAAUUUAUGAGAUUGGCCUCAGAUGAAUAGAAAAUAGCCAAAAAUUACAGUGGCUUUUGUGAUCGUUUUUACCCUGAACCUUCUUAACCUGUGUCCUAGCUACUGAUGUGUUACAUCUAUUUUCUGGGUUAAUGGAUGAAGUAAUCCAAUUAUCUCAAGUCAAUGAAGACUGUCACUUUAGAAGAUUAGUUUAUUUAUACUUAUUUAAUUGUCAUUAUUUUGCUAAUGCUUAAGGAUCUGAAAGGAGAUCAAUAAUACAUUAAGUGUAAAAUUGCUUUGAGGAAAGGCUUGCUAAGUCAGGCGUUUCUAAGUUUAAAAACUUAAAAAAUAAGUUACCUUUUGCAAACUUAAUCUUGUGUUAGAUAGACCUCUUGAUUGAUCUUCAGUUACAUAACUAUGUACUAUUUUAGGCUGAUAUAAAAGAAAAAAGUAUAUUUUUUUGAGAUUGCACUCAGUGCAUUCAUGUCUUCUCCUAAGGCAGAGCCAUGUUGGUUAUUCCUUCUCCCUUAUAUUGGCUUUGAGAUUUCAUAUGAUAUUUUCAAAAAGCUACUGAUCCAUCUAUAAUUUAAAAUAAAAUGUAAUAAUAAUAAACACGUAAUUAACAUAUUCCCUUCAAGUAUUAUUUUAAUGUGAACUUUGUGCUGAAAAGGAAAAAUUGUCAUGGUAUUUACUAAAGAGGUUGCUGCUAUUUUUGGUUUUAUGUAGAAGACACUCAGCUUUGAGGUUAACUGACCACAUAAAACAACUAGUUAACUGGAUUCAACGAGUCAACAAGAAAGGAGGGGAUCUGCGAAGGUUUAUAAUGUUGUUUCUUCCUGUCAAAGAGGGCCAUUACUGAAGACACUUCUUUAUUACUGCCAAAAACCUAAUCUAAUGCAGACAGCUUUGGUGUAAGAGAAAAGCUCUUUUGCAGUGGUAGAGAGCUUUACAGUCCAAUUUGAACACUUCUGUGGAAUGAUUACAAGUUCAAGUCUGUUUUGGGGCCAAGAAUUAUCUCCCAUUUCAGGGGUUACAAUGCUUUUAUAAUACUUUGUUUAUUCUGAGAGCUACCUCAUCAUAAAGUCAGAUUUUAAGUUACCUUUGGAUGUGCAAGAAAAAUUGUCAGAACACAAUGAUUGCCAGAGUUGAAAUCUUCAUGAAGAUUAAAAACCCAACAACUGUAGAAGUGUGCAGGUGCAAUAUUGCUAGAGCUGCUGGCUGCAUGAUGAAUUUUAAGCUUUGUCUGCAGUGUGUGCUGACCUUGCCCAGCCAUGAGAGAGCCAUGGUGGCUUUUUUCCUCUCUGCACAGGGCAAAUGCUGCAGGAUGGAGGGCCCUGGCACUUUGCUCUGCAGUAAAUUUGUUCCAUUGUUUAGUACCAGAAGAUGAUUCUAGUCUUUCCAUCCUGCUCCCUGUUAGCAUUAGAUUCAGUGCUUGUGAUUUAUCACUAUGAAUAGGGUAUGGAGUGUAACAUAUUAAAUCAGCUGGUUUUGAUGUUUGCAGUAUCAACAAGAGGCUGAGAUUGAAUGCACUUCUGGAAAAUCCUGCCCUGGCUAAGGUAGAAACUGUGUCUCCCAGGGGGAAUAACUGUGAGCAAGACAAAUCAGAAAUAAGGGGAGGGUCUAAGCUCUUCCUUCCAUCACAGUGUUAAAAUCUGUGCAAGUUUGAAUAGCUGAAACGAAUGGUUUGUUUGUUUGUUUUGUGCAUCUCUAAAUAAAAUUCUGUGUGUCCUCUGAAACUCAUUUCUCAAAACAGUCUUGACAUAUGGAAAACUUUGUGCCCUGAAAGCAGUUGAAGGAUGUAGGGGCUUUUGAAAGUGACGUAUAUUGUGUUAAAAAAUUGCUCAAGCUUUCUAUGUUUCAAAUGAGUAAUUUCCUGUGAAAUUGCAGUUGGUAAGGAAAUAAAAUAUGAUUAUGCCUAUCUCUGUCUCUUUUGUUUGCACAGGAAACCAAUAUCUUUUUUUUUUUUCCCUUUUAACACUGCUUCUGUGAAAUGCUUUCUCCUUUUGGUGUCUGAAGGGUUUUACAAAAAAAAAAAGAACACAACAUACAGGAAUGGAAUGCUUGCUGUUUAUAAAUACAUGUUAUCACCUUCUGCUUUUUUUGGUGGGAAAUAAGUUAACUAUAAAUUAAGUAUUUGGAGCAAGCUGCAUGUGAAGUAAUUACCUGCACUGACAAAAAUACAUUGUCACUAUAUAUAUAUGAAGUGUUAGUGGGUGAGGGUUUGUUUGUUUAGGUUUUCAGUUGUUUCUUUUUUUAAAUUAAACUCAGUAUUUUAAAAUAAUGCAAUCAACAUUGUGUCAGCAGUACAGAUGGUUGUUCAGAUUCUCAGCUGAGGUCCAUCAGUGAAACAUCAGUAACUGCCUUGGGAAAGCUUUACCCUUCUGACCUAGCAUCUAGACCCUUUUCCUAGAGCCUGACUGUGUGUAUUUACUCCAGAUUAAGUUUGAAAUGCUUAACCAGCUUUCAUGUACACAUCUUUAACAUUUUGUGUACCGUAAGUAGAAUUAUCUUACAUUUCUUGUAAUAGGCACUAGAUGCCAGACAGUAGUACUGAAAAUGAAUGUGGUGUGCAAGCUGGUUUGAAUUGAAUAACCAUUCUCUCUCUUGGCUUUGCUGUGAAGUAUAUUAAAAUUGUUUUAUAUUUUGGUGGAGGUUCUGCAAAAAUGAAGAUCACAGAAUACAUUCAAACUACAGUUGGGAUUCUGUUUUAAUUUUACACUUCUCAUGUGCUUGUACAUGAACUUCUUUGGUUUGGGGCCAAAAUUGUUAGUGCACUGAGAUGAAAAGAAUAACUUUUUACUGUUUCGGUGUAUUAACAAAGAGAAUAGCAUUAUUUGUUAUUAAACUGUUUAUCUAGACUUAAAAGACAUAGGUAAUUGAUAAAAAUGACUCUUAGAAAUGUCUUUCCUCUUAGUUUUGUGAUGUUUUGUCUUUUCAAUAAAAUGAGAUUAGAAAGGGGCAUUUUUUUCUUCAAAAAUUUUGUCACAAGGACUAUGAAUUUUCCAGUCACGGGACCUGCAGGCCUGUGGUCAGAACUAACUUAAACUUUUUUAUUGGUUAUUUUAUUUUAACUGUACAAAAAAUGCAAAGAUAUGUACCUGAGUGUUAAUGGACGUUAUGGUGAGACUCUUUGAAGAACAGGACUGUCUUAAAACCUCUCCUGUAUCUGAAUUAGUGUAUGAAAGGUUUGAGUGUAGCAAAAUGUGUUCUUCACAUACUAUUUUAAAUGUCUUGGAAAGAAGAGAUAAUAACAUAUAUUCUUCAUUUUUUUCCUAGGUCCAGAAAUCCCAUAUCUACAAAACCAAAUAAAAAACCUCAAACGAGUCCCCUCACUCCUUUACACUAUUUCUUGACAUAUUGUCCCUCCAUCUGGAGGCAGUUAAAGCCCUGUCUGGGACAUUGCUGCAAGCUCUCAUCUCCUUUGGAACUACUUUCAGUGGAAAAAAAAAUAAAAAAAGAAAAGAACAGGAAGUUUAAGGACAUGAAAAAGUCAAGAUUGCUGUGAUCUUGAUAACUGUUCAUAUUCCCUGGUUUGCAGAGACACCUAAGUGAUGGUUUGUGUGAAGACAGACACAGUCAUUUUUCUCUUCAAGGGCAUGACACAGUGAAACACAUCACCAAUUGAGUAAGAGCACAGGCACUUAGUUAACACCCAGAACAUUGUUCUGGAUAUACUAGAACACAUAGGAUAGGAGUCUACAGAACAAGUGAAAUUUGGAGAAAAUGGCCUGUGAAUUUAAUUUGAACUUCCUUAAGGAAUUGGAACGAGAGGCUGUUUUGGAAGUCUUGUACCGUGAUGAGAUGGUGAGAAAAACAGAAGAGGAAAGAAUAAGGAAACUGAAACUGCAUCUACAGCAGCUUCGGUGGAAAGGAGCAAAAAAUGUAAGCCAUGAAUAUCAGGAGAGAUCUUGUGCUCGCUGUCAGAAAUCUCUCGGGUUGUUGAUGAACAGAGGGGCAGUGUGCAAUGGCUGCAGUCAUCGAGUAUGCUCUGAAUGCCGUGUCUGCCUAAAUCCCUGCCUUUGGAAAUGCACCAUUUGUUAUGCUCAUGGAGAUGUUAAAGUAAAGGCUGGUGAAUGGUUCUUUGAGGAACGAGCAAAGAAAUAUCCAGGUGAAGGCAGACAUGAAACAGUUGGUGCAAAGCUCUUGAAAUCUUGUCAGAAACUGAGUAAAAUUUCUGUCGUACCUCCAACUCCACCUCCUUUCACAGAAUCAACAGCAGGAAUCAAUGUGAUGGUCAAUGAACUUGGAGAGUCUAAAAGGUUUAAUAAAUCUGUGGAAAACUUGUUUUUGUCUCUCACAACACACAUAAAAAAAAUCUCAAAGUCUCAGAAUGAUAUGACUGACAGAUGUGUCCUAACCACAGACUUUGGGAAGAAUGUGGAAAGAAGGUGGCAAAGAAGGAGCCAGUCUGACACUGCCAUCAACAUUACAAGCAAGAUGAAAAGUACACCCAGUCUGCAACAGCUCAUCACUGGGGCCCAAAAUGACAGUGAAAUUCUGACAAAAAGUAGUUGCAAGGAGGAAGAAGACAUAACAACCAGUUCCACGAGCGAUACGGUUUUCUGUGAUGGCAGAAAACAUGGAAGUUUGUUUAGUCUUAACAGCACUUGCACUGAAUCUGGCAAUUUUGGCAAAGCUAAUGUCACAGGAGAAAUAGAGUUUGCCUUAAGAUACAUCUUCAGAGCUUACAUCUUGGAAAUUUGCAUCAAGGGAUGCAAGAACCUGGCUUAUGGAGAAGAGAAGAAGAAAAAGUGUAACCCGUAUGUUAAAGUUUAUUUACUUCCUGAUAAAUCUCCUUGGAGUAAGCGAAAGACAGCUGUCAAAAAGAGCACAGUGGAUCCAGAGUUCAAUGAGACUUUGAAGUACAAGAUUGAAUACUCCCAGCUGCGAAGUCGGCAACUUCAGAUCUCUGUGUGGCAUGCGGGAGCACUCAAAUACAGGGUGUUUUUGGGGGAAGUAGUGAUUCCACUGGCAGCAUGGAAUUUUGAAGAGGACUCAAUGCAGUUAUUUGACUGGUAUCAACUCAAACCCAAGCUUGAAAAGCCUGAAGAUGAUCUUACCCAGUACAGCGGUGAACUCCUCUUGUCUGCAAGACUCUUGGUACCAGCCCAGUAUAAAAAUUUCCAGUUUGAAGGAAACAAAGACCAAGGAGUUCCCAACUGCCAGCUUCAGAUUAUGAUAUUUGGGGCUAAGAACUUGCCCAUGCUGAGACCUGCUGGAGUGUUGAACUCCUUUGUUAAAGGUUGUCUUAUCCUUCCAAACCAAGCAGAGGUAAGGCAAAAGUCUCCUGUCCUGAAGAAAGAAGCCUAUCCUCAGUGGAAACACUUGUUUGUCUUUGAUGGUGUGACCCCAGCUCAGCUACAGCAAUCAUGUCUACACUUGACUGUCUGGGACAAGUCAACUUUCAGCUCAAGUGAUCGAUUCCUAGGAGGAGCCAAGCUCGGUACAAAGGAACUGUUUGGCUCUACAGACCUUGUUUCUCAGUCAGUGCUCCAAUGGCAAGAAGUGCUCUGCAACCCAAACAUGUGGAUGGACUUUACACUUGUACUGCAUUCAAAUAAGGAAAACUUUAAAUCAUGAGAAAUUAUCACACAACUUUUCCUUCCCCAUUUGUGAUAUUUUAGACUUCCCCAGACUUCAGGUCUGGGGAAAGGUAUGAUGCAAAUGCAUCCACUCUGGCUUUUGGGGAAUAGACUUAUGUAUUUGAAAGUGUGUGACAUUCUGAAUGUCUUAUUUCUUAAAAAGUAAAGGCUUUAACUUGUGUUUCUAGCUGGAGUAUAAGGUUAAUAUUGUUUCUUCAGGAGUUACAGUCUCAGUUUGAGAUGCAUUAUGCUGACAAAGCAACAGUAGCCAGACAAUAUGCAGUUUUCCAUUUCUGGGCAUAGCCAAACUCUCAUUGUUUAGUCACAGCUAGGAAUAUUUCUCAGAGAAAAUAACUGUUACAGGAGUAAAGUUAUGUGCUUUCACUCUGAGGUUAAUGUUUUAUACACAGAACUGAAAACUAGCUUAUCUUUGUCUGCUUGCUGCAAAGGGGAGAUGCUAAUAACUCUGCUUCAGAAUUACCUACACUGCCACUAUUAUUUCACAUGCCACUAAAAAGCAUUGGCCUGUAGCUACAUCUCUCAAAUGUGUGCUGCAUCAUAGGUCUUAGAAAGUUAAGGUACAAAUUCUCCCUCAGUAGGAGGGACAACAGUGUCCCUCAGUGGGACAACAGCUGAUAGACUAAGUGUGGGUGUAAUAAGUUCCUUCUUAUCUGCCGCUGUAAGACAGCUUUAACAAGUCUGAUCCAUAGGGCGUACAGCAUGUGACAAGAAUUUAGCUCCUGACUAAAUGACUUUAUCAUUUAUUCAUGUGUACUGGUGGAAAUGCAAACUUAGGCCAAACUACUGCAGUAAUUUGCCUUGCCUCGGAUGUAGUGUUACAGUUAGCAGAAACUUCAUAUAUACAACUGUAACUAGUGCUGCUGUGUUAUACUUUUGUUACUGCAAGUAUUGCCCUUUCUUCCUUUAUAGGUCAGUGUGGCUUUUAAGGAUUUAAGAUUUAAAGACACAAGGACUAACAGGCUAAGCUGAGGAACUAAAAGAGCAGUAGUACACCUUAUACAGAAUACACCCCACACAAGAAACACUUGACUCCACAUCCUUUGUUACUUUGCAGAUCUUUUAUUUAGAUGUUUGCUGCUGCAAAUAAAAAAAACCCCACACAAGAUUCUACUCACGUAUAAUGCAGCAUAGAUAUUGUAAAUGGAAGAGAAGAGGUGACAACAUACUGUAUCUCACUUUCUAACAGAUUUUCAAGGAAAGGGGGAGAGUGGGGGAAGAAUGGUCACAGAAAUGCUCUCUACUAGAGAGAAUUCAACUGUGAUAUAAACAAGCAGUCCCUUCAUCUUUGGAGUCUGAAACUUUAAAUCAAACAUUUAAAAAAAUUAGAAAAUUUGUUAGAAAAAUAGGUGCAGUAAAAUUGUAUAUACUGGAUCAUGUGUACAUAUAACAGUUUUCAUUAAGUAAAAAAAUGAUCUUUACAAAUAAUGCUUUAUAGUAAAUAAUCAGCUGCACUGUAUCAGACUACAGUGCUGUUUAGGCAUUUUUACAGACACAAGUCUUAUUAAAUCUGAAAAGUAACAAAAUAUACAGAGCAAAACUAUUUCCCUUUAAACUAGUACUGCAAUCCACAUGUUGCAUGUUUUUAUAUAUAUAUAUAUAUAAAUACUACACUAUAACUGAUCAGUAAUGAAGUUGGAAUGCAAACACAGUAGUGUAUUUGGAUUCCAACAGAGUAUUUGCUACUUGUUACGUGAAGAGGAUAUGAGUGUCCCUAUGCCACACUUCUGAGCCAUCACUGCAGAAAUUCUCCAGUUGAGAACAGUAACCAGAAAACGCCUAAUUUCUACACAAAGUAGUUCUGAGGUGUUGUCAGUUCUUUUGUGUGUGGGGGUGGGCUGGGGAGGGGGAACAUGGGCAUCAAGACCAAGGAAAAAACAGGGCGUACAAGCACAUGUGCAAGGUUGUACACACUCAGGUGCUUGCAAAUCCUGAGUUCCAGAACCUGUCUUCUCAACUGCUGGACUUCACACUGUAACUAAUAAUACAAAGACGUAUGGCACAAAAUUCACCCACAGAUGCUUAUUUUUUAGACCAGGAUGAAUCCAGCACCUGCACAGGACAUGUAUCUUCAACUAGAAGCACAGCCUGUUAAAAUUUGUCUUGCUUAACGAGAGAUGUGACAUAAGGCCUUUUGGCACUAAGCAAAGGCAUGAGCAAGUUACCAGGAUCAGUGGUACAAUAAGUUUUUGACUAUAUCAAAUUUCAGAGAAGGUACAGGAUAAAUGGGAGAUUUAAACACCUCUGGGUUUAGAGAACAUUUGUUAAGUGUCAUACAGUGAUGCCUCCUCAGGAAAAAAAAAACAAACCAAAAAACCAACACAACAAAAAAACCCCAAAAUAAGAACACAGCA